GCCCACGCGAGGGCGCCAUGCAACGGUCAUGGCGGCGCCCCCGCGGGAGUUUCCCGUCCUUGUGGCUGUUGACGACGCUGCUCGUCUUCCCCCAGGGGUCGAUGGGUGAUUGCAAUACAGCUCUCUUGCCUGUGUUUGCUUAUUCUGAGCCUGUAUACGACCGACUUCCAGCUUCUGUUCGAGUUUCUGUUCCAAAUGGCUAUUCAAUUAAAUACAAAUGUAAACCAGGUUUUGCAAGGAUCCCUGGAAGAAGUGAAACCACUAUAUGCAUCAACGAUGCUUGGUCACCAGUGCAAGAUGUUUGUGCUGUGUUGAACUGUGAACAUCCCGUUGUUGAAAAUGGAAUAAAUUUAAAUCGAUUUAAACAAUCAUAUACAAGUGGCGACAAUGUGACAUUUGAAUGUAAUACUGGAUAUUACAUGGCUGGAAGUUACUUCAUUCAGUGUGUGGGGGAUAAAUGGCUCCCUGAAGUACCGUCUUGUAAAAAAAUUGUUCCAGAAUUAUGUGGUACCCCAGUAAUCCCCAGUGGAACAGUAAAGCCAUGGGAACCUGAGUAUUCCAUUGGAUCCAUCGUUGCUUUACACUGCAAGACAAACUAUUCUUUCGUUGAUGAAACCAUAGAGAUGCCUACAAAAUGCAUUGGCUACAAUAUCUGGCAGCCCUCUAUACAACCUUGUUUCAUCAGAACUUCACGUGACACUUCUAAGUUUAUUAUUCAUAAUGGAAAAAUAGUCAGUGGAAAGAAAAGACUGUAUGAUCCUGGAGAUAAAGUUACUGUUCAAUGUGAUGCUGGCUAUGCAUUAACUGGGCCAUCUGAAAUUCGAUAUGUUGGGGGAGGAGUGUGGUUGCCUCGAAAGCCAAGAUGUUUUCUGAAUGGUUUGUUUAUACUUCUAAUAACUGCCUUAUUCAUAAUUGUGUUGUUGCUGUCAUUGAAAAUGAUUUACAAGAAAUAUAAUUCCCUGUAAAGUGCUCCCUACCCUACAUUCAGCAAGUCAUCAGAUUAGUAGUAUCAUGAUGUUCAUACAAUACAGUGGUCUUUAAACUACACCUCUGUCAUGUAGGGAUAGUUGCUGCUUCAAGAUGAUUAAUCAGAUGUUAAGAAUACUAGAAUAUCAAAGAUACUUAAGAUUUACAUGAAUAUCAACUUGUAACACACUGUAAGACUAUAUUUGAUUGAGCUGCUACAUGGUCAAACCAUACCUGAAAUAAAUGGUACAAGAAAUACAGGAUGCCCUUCAACAUGGUAGCUCCAUUCUGACUCUUCUGACAAAACUUGAUUUCUGUCUGUGUUCCAAUGUAUGUGGCCCUGACUGUAUUUCACAUAAUUGCAUAUAGGAAAUGUAAAGCGGAGGGGUAGGAAAAUGUGGUCCAUGGGCUGCAUGCACUCCCAACACAUUCUUUGGAAGGCAUAAAGGAGCAGUCCAUUUAUUAUUGGGUUAUUGUUUACAUGCCAGAUGACAAUGAAGGGGAAAAACACCUAGCAAUACCAACUAGAGCAGUGACAUUGCCCCAAACAACCCACCUACCUCUACCUGCAAAAUGCUCUCUAAAUCAAAGAAAUCUGAUAAAAUCCCUGGAGGUGAAAACUGGGGAUCUGCUUCCAGAUACUCCUACGACUGAUGGAACUCAGUAGGUCUGGCUUGCUGCAAGGGUUAGAAUUGAUUGCUGCUGCAGUUCCCCAUCAUACAGCAGAAACAUGUCUACAAAGAGGGUAGGUUAUACUAGGUUAGUUUUCUGGGACCUAUGUCCCUUGCAUGACUGGUGUCUGGGAUGAUUAUAGGCCACAUCUGAAGGGAGAGAGAUUUGAGAAAGUUUUACUAGAAAUUGCAGGAGUGGGCAGACAGAGAUAAGAUUUCCCAUUUUUCAUCUAGAUUUUACUUCUGUAGGAAGUGAAAUAACUUACAUUGAAUCACUUAUGAGAUAUUUCUAAGCCUAUGUGCCUAAAUACUAAGUACUGCUGUUAAUAAAUGGCACAAUGAUAGUACUAGCUAUGAUGGUUUUGCUGAGCUUAUUCUUUCAACUCCUAGAAGGUUCUAGAUUUCACUCUGGGGAAAAGCUUAUGCUUUAAAACUGAAUUGUUUCUUCUUUACACCCUUGUUUGGUAUUGAGAAUUGUUUAAAAUUACAUUACAUAAAAUUCUGAAGAUUAUAUGAAGCCAACGCUUUAUGAUUAAAUGUGUAAAUUGCUUUUAUAGGAAAUAUCAUGCACAUACAUCACUAGAGUUCCUGGAUUUUAACCCUGUAUUUAGCAACUAUAAAUUUUCAGGGGCUACACAUUAACUUUUCCAGUCUCAUAAUGCAACACAAACAUUUAUUCUUAAAUUCAACAUUCUAAACACUCCAUCCCACUAGUUCUGUUAAUUUCUUUUAAUAUAUAGUAUGCUUCUUCAGCUUGAAAUGGCUUGAUUUAGGAACAAGAGAUCCACAUUCUUCAACAGUAAAUUUUGGGAUUAUUAUUAUUAUUAUCAUUAUUAUUAUUAUUAAUAUCUGCAUGUAUUUCUUUUUCAAGCAAUUUAAAACUUGAUCUCAAAAAUAAAAUACAGUAAUGAAAUAUUUUUAAGAAGCUGGUAGAAGAGAUGAAUGAAGGAGUAGAUAGCAAAUCUGCUACUGUUAGAUGACCACACAAUAGCAUCAUGAUCACAGGAAACUCUUUAAUUCCAUUUUUAAAUUUCUGAACGUUCAGAAGACAUGGCCCACACAUUUCUAAGUUAUUAUUUGAGAGGAUGAAAGCUCAAAGGUUAAAAUAAAAGCACAGAUUUUCUGUUUAUGGGAAAGAAGAGGGAUGGUUAGGAAACCCUGAAUGAUGAAUUGAGCUCUCCCAAUAGGCAACCUCCCUUUCAUUCCUAAACUGAUCGCAUCUGUUAUACAGAAGAAUAACUAUGUUGUUGAAGAGGAAUAUGAUCAAAGUUUCUGGUUCUAACAAGAUCUGUUUAACUGCUGUAAUUUGCAACUUGAGUUGCAUUAUUUGUGUAUCAGUCUCAUCACUCCUUCAAUACUGAUGAGAAUAGUUGACUGAAGUGGUAAGUCAUUGUGGAGGAUGAACACAGAAAAAAAAUCAAGGAAAUAGGAGGGAAUCAUGUCCAAGUCAUGGUUUGGCUGUCAAGAACUGUGUACUACCAUACUCUUCUCCCUGUUCUGCUCAAGUAUUCUUAUUAGCUCCUCCACUUUCUGGUUCACAGUAACCUAGUUGCCCAAGUUAGAUAUUUCAGCGCAUUUUGCUGCUGUGAACUGAGUAAUAGAGGAGGGUAUUUAUGUAUGUAAUAGAAGAGAAGUUGAUGGGUGUCAGUACUGAGUUUUAGGCAGUUGCUGAAUAUGAAUCCAAGAUAUAAGCUAUAGUAAUGAGCUGGGAGUUGAAGACAGUAAAUACUGUUGUUUUCUCACAACUGCUGUAAGGUGGGGUGGGAAUCAUGCAACCUUCCAGAUGGACUGUAUCUUCUAGUUACUCACUGUUGGCUAUGCUGGCUAAGUCUGACGGGACUCACAAUUUUGGGGUCCUUAUUACGGUAAUUAUUUUUUAAUGUCACUUUAUAUAUGUGCACACAAGAAGGUGAUGCAAACCAAAGUAAAACAACAACCCACCAACAUUAUCCCAAACUCUAUGAGAGAUCAUGUCUAUGUUCGGAUGAUUGAUGUCUGUACUAAUCUGUUUUUUAUUUAGCUUGCAGUCUUCUCUAUUUGCACUAUCCAACGAGUUUUCUAAAUGCUGGUUAUUGCAUGCCUCUGUGGCUCUCUGCCUCUGUAGUAUGAAUCCAAUACGCUAUUGGUCCAAGUUAAGUGUUGCUCAUAUAACUGCCUUUUUUCUUCUGUAGCAGAAGUUACAUAUCA
This is a messenger RNA of Sceloporus undulatus (fence lizard), 3824 nucleotides long. Its product is annotated as complement component receptor 1-like protein. The record is from RefSeq and is a predicted model, not a curated record. Bases 18 to 965 code for a protein of 315 amino acids. The transcript is spliced from 9 exons. Lineage: Eukaryota; Metazoa; Chordata; Lepidosauria; Squamata; Phrynosomatidae.